Molecule: messenger RNA, 234 nt
Organism: Knipowitschia caucasica
Lineage: Eukaryota; Metazoa; Chordata; Actinopteri; Gobiiformes; Gobiidae
Source: the annotation of a GenBank genome assembly
AUGUCUGAGGACAUGCAGCAGGACGCAGUGGAGUGUGCCACCCAGGCCCUGGAGAAGUACAACAUCGAGAAGGACAUCGCUGCUUUCAUCAAGAAGGAGUUCGACAAAAAAUACAACCCAACAUGGCACUGCAUUGUUGGGAGGAACUUCGGCAGCUACGUAACCCACGAGACCAAGCAUUUUAUUUACUUCUACUUGGGUCAGGUGGCCAUCCUGCUGUUCAAGUCCGGCUGA